AUGGUGGUUCAUAUUAUGGGAAAGCGGUUCCAGAACACCUGGAAGGUUUCUUACGGACUGUCUCAGCAAGUGUUCGGCGUGGGUCCGUUCCAGGCCAAGCGGCUAUGUGCCAAGAUUGGCCUGUAUCCUGGCAUGCGAAUGGGCGAGCUCACCCAGGGCGACAUCAUGGCAAUUGUCAAGGAGCUGUCAACCAAUGUGACCAUCGAGUCCGACCUGGCCAAGAAGAUCAACGCCGACAUUGAGCGAAAGCGAAAGACCGGCUCGUACGUCGGUCGACGACACGUCAUGGGUAUGCCCGUCAAGGGCCAGAAGACUCGAACCAACGGAAAGAACGCCCGACGGUUCAACCGAGUGCCCCGACGACACUUUGGCUCCGUUUCCGAAGCUCUCGGCUCACUGGCCAACGAGUACAAGGCUGCCCCUGGAGCCGAGGCCAAGGGCAUCAUGGGAUUCCUAUCCAAGUUUUGGUAA
Molecule: messenger RNA, 471 nt
Organism: Yarrowia lipolytica CLIB122
Lineage: Eukaryota; Fungi; Ascomycota; Dipodascomycetes; Dipodascales
Product: mitochondrial 37S ribosomal protein uS13m
Biological process (GO): translation
Cellular component (GO): ribosome; small ribosomal subunit; mitochondrion
Molecular function (GO): structural constituent of ribosome; RNA binding
Source: RefSeq, a predicted model, not a curated record